This is a messenger RNA of Hypoxylon fragiforme, 672 nucleotides long. RefSeq lists its product as uncharacterized. Lineage: Eukaryota; Fungi; Ascomycota; Sordariomycetes; Xylariales; Hypoxylaceae. The transcript is spliced from 2 exons. The record is from RefSeq and is a predicted model, not a curated record. Bases 1 to 672 code for a protein of 223 amino acids.
AUGAAGGUCACACAACUACUUUCCACUGUUCUUCUUGGGAGCUUCAGCCCGGUCUCCGCGCUAGUGCUACCACGCGAUGACGCCUCCACCAUCGCCAACUUCGGCAGAAUCGGGAUCUGCCUCUCCUACUUCGGGGCCGGCGACACCCAGAAGGAGCUCGCGCCAUGUUCCAUCUUCUGCCCGGCACAGAAUCCCGGCUCGGACCCUAAUGCCGUCGGGUGCAAAGGCCCCGGCAUCGCGCGCGACCAAAUCGACCCGAGCAUCGUCGACGUCGACGACGACGGCAACGAAUGGACGCCCGGGAAAUGCAUCUGCGACCUCUCCGCCGCCAACGCCUUCCUCGACGUCAUCAUCGCCGGCCUCGCCCAGCUCGACAACGUGCUCUGCGCCGUGAUCGUCAGCGCCGUCACGACCCUCGUCGAGGAAGGCAUCGACGCCCUCCCGGGGGGCGCGGAGGCCACCGCGGCGGGCAAGGCCGUCGAGGGCGCCAAGACGUUCAUCGAGAACGGGCUCAACGCGGCCUCCUUCUUCGGCAACUGGAUCGGCCAGAGCUGCGGGGUCCCGAGCUUUGACUUCGAUCUGGAUCAGGUGUUCCAGCAGCUCAUUAACGCGCCGGAUGCCCUCGGCAAGAGCAAGGGGUGCUUUAAGUCGGGCGGGUGUGGGAACGCGUGA